AUGGAAGCACGGACCAGAAGGAACCCCGCGAACAUCAGGAACAUCUGCGUGUUGGCGCACGUGGACCACGGCAAAACUACCCUGGCUGAUUGCCUCAUAUCCAGCAAUGGAAUCAUCUCCAGCCGCCUGGCAGGCAAGUUACGGUACAUGGACAGCCGGGAGGACGAGCAGAUCCGGGGCAUCACCAUGAAAUCCAGCGCCAUCUCCCUGCAUUACGCACAAGGUGGCGAGGAGUACCUCAUCAACCUCAUAGACUCUCCGGGUCACGUGGACUUCUCCUCCGAAGUGUCCACGGCCGUUCGCAUUUGCGACGGGUGCAUCAUCGUGGUCGAUGCCGUGGAGGGAGUCUGCCCACAGACACAGGCAGUUCUGCGCCAGGCCUGGCUCGAAAACAUCCGGCCCGUGUUGGUGAUCAAUAAGAUCGAUCGCCUGAUCGUGGAGCUGAAGUUCACCCCGCAGGAGGCCUAUUCCCACCUCAAGAACAUCUUAGAGCAGAUUAAUGCGCUCACGGGAACUCUUUUUACUUCUAAAGUCCUAGAAGAGAGGGCGGAGAGAGAGAGCGAGUCCCCCGGGACCCCGGGGUCCGACCCGGAGCAGGUGUACGACUGGAGCGCGGGCUUGGAGGACACGGACGACUCCCACCUGUACUUCUCCCCGGACCAGGGCAACGUGGUCUUCGCCAGCGCCAUCGACGGCUGGGGCUUCGGAAUUGAGCACUUUGCCCAAAUCUACAGUCAGAAAAUUGGCAUAAAAAAGGAAGUUCUUUUGAAAACAUUGUGGGGAGACUAUUACAUAAAUAUGAAGGCCAAGAAGAUCAUGAAGGUGGAUCAGGCGAAAGGAAAGAAGCCGUUAUUCGUGCAGUUAAUCCUGGAGAAUAUAUGGAGUUUGUAUGACGCUGUCUUGAAAAAGGACAAAGAAAAGAUCGAUAAAAUCGUGACCUCCUUGGGGUUGAAGAUCGGGGCCCGGGAGGCGCGGCACUCAGACCCGAAGGUCCAGGUCAGCGCCAUCUGCAGCCAGUGGCUGCCCAUCUCCCAGGCUGUGCUUGCCAUGGUGUGUCAGAAGCUCCCCAGCCCCCUCGACAUCACACCCGAGCGGGUGGAGAAGCUGAUGUGCUCGGGCUCACAGACGUUCGACUCGCUUCCGCCGGAAACCCAGGCGCUGAAGGCAGCUUUUAUGAAAUGCGGGAGUGACGAGACCGCACCGGUCAUCAUCUUUGUGUCCAAAAUGUUUGCUGUCGAUGCUAAGGCUUUGCCUCAGAAUAGGCCCAGCAGCACCCCUGAAACGAGUCCGGAGGGAGAGGAGCCGAAAGGGGGUGAGCCGCAGGUGGGGAGUGUGACCCCUAGGCCCGCGCCGCAGGACGAAAGCAGCCAGGAGACCAACCAGGAGACGUUCGUGGCGUUUGCUCGCGUGUUCAGCGGCGUGGCCCGCAGAGGGAGGAAAAUCUUUGUCUUGGGGCCCAAGUACAGUCCCGUGGAGUUUCUGCAGCGGGUGCCAUCGGGCUUCUCGGCUCCCCUGGACGAGCUGCCCGCGGUCCCCCACAUGGCGUGCUGCACGCUGGAGCACCUGUACCUCCUGAUGGGGAGGGAGCUGCAGGACCUGGAGGAGGUGCCGCCAGGAAACGUGCUCGGAAUCGGGGGCCUUCAGGACUUCGUGCUGAAAUCCGCAACCCUGUGCAGCGUGCCCUCCUGCCCGCCCUUCAUCCCACUCGGCUUUGAGGCCACCCCGAUCGUGAGGGUGGCUAUCGAGCCAAAGCACCCAAGUGAGAUGCCCCAGCUCAUCCGAGGGAUGAAGCUGCUGAACCAGGCCGACCCCUGUGUCCAGAUCUUAAUCCAGGAGACGGGGGAGCACGUGCUGGUCACCGCGGGGGAGAUCCACCUGCAGCGCUGCCUGGACGACCUGCGGGAAAGGUUUGCAAAGAUCGAAAUCAGUGUCUCCGAACCCAUCAUCCCCUUCAGAGAAACCAUCACAAAACCCCCCCGAGUGGACAUGGUCAACGAGGAGAUCGGCCGGCAGCAGAAGGUGGCCGUCAUCCACCAGGCCAGAGACGACCACAGCAAAGUCCCCGAGGGGGUCCAGGUGGACGCCGAUGGGCUGGUCACCAUGACAACGCCCAACAAACUGGCCACGCUCAGCGUCCGGGCCGUGCCCCUUCCGGAAGAAGUCACGCGGCUUCUGGAAGAAAACAACGACGUGAUUCGUUCCAUGGAGCAGCUGACGUCGUCUCUGAACGAGGGCAGGAGCGCUCAGCUGACCCAGAAGAUGCAGGAGAGAAUCCGGGAGUUCAAGGGCAAACUGGAGCAGCACCUGACGGGCAGGAAAUGGAGGGACACCGUGGACCAGAUCUGGUCGUUCGGCCCCAGGAAAUGUGGGCCCAACAUCUUGGUGAAUAAAAGCGCCGACUUCCGGAACUCCGUGUGGGCAGGCCCCGCGGGCACCGCUGCCCAGGAGGCCAGCAGGUACCGGGACGUGGGCAACAGCAUCGUGAGCGGCUUCCAGCUGGCCACGCUCGCCGGCCCCAUGUGCGAGGAGCCCCUCAUGGGCGUCUGCUUCGUCCUGGAGAGAUGGGACCAGAGCAAGUUCGAGGAGACAGGAGCCAGCGAGAGUCGGGAUCCCGAGCACGGUGAGAAGAGGGCGGCGCCCAAGGCAGAGCCGGCCCUGGCGGACUGCUACGGGCCCCUGUCGGGGCAGCUGAUCGCCACCAUGAAGGAGGCCUGUCGCUACGCCCUGCAGGUGAAGCCGCAGCGUCUGAUGGCGGCCAUGUACACCUGCGACAUCAUGGCCACCAGCGACGUGCUCGAGAGGAAGGUUGCUGACGCUGAGGACACAGCCGUGAGCAGCACACGGCCUCGUCCCGAGGGCGUCACCCAGCGGGGCCGCCUGCUGGCAUCCGAUGAGCGUGGCCGGGUCUGGCCCCAGCUCUAUCUCACGCCUGUCGGGGCCCGUCUACAUCCUGUCACCACAUUUGCUCCAUUUAGCCCUCGACGUAGCCGUCGGCUUUCCGGGCAGCGGGAAGACAGG
Molecule: messenger RNA, 3018 nt
Organism: Myotis brandtii (Brandt's bat)
Lineage: Eukaryota; Metazoa; Chordata; Mammalia; Chiroptera; Vespertilionidae
Gene: EFL1
Product: elongation factor Tu GTP binding domain containing 1
Exons: 21
Biological process (GO): cytosolic ribosome assembly
Cellular component (GO): ribonucleoprotein complex; cytosol
Molecular function (GO): ribosome binding; GTPase activity; GTP binding
Source: RefSeq, a predicted model, not a curated record